Podarcis raffonei (Aeolian wall lizard) is the source of this 3355-nucleotide messenger RNA. Its product is annotated as E3 ubiquitin-protein ligase TRIM56-like. Gene Ontology annotation, cellular component: chromatin; nucleoplasm. Gene Ontology annotation, biological process: positive regulation of DNA-templated transcription. Bases 126 to 2432 code for a protein of 768 amino acids. The record is from RefSeq and is a predicted model, not a curated record. Lineage: Eukaryota; Metazoa; Chordata; Lepidosauria; Squamata; Lacertidae. Gene Ontology annotation, molecular function: zinc ion binding; ubiquitin-protein transferase activity. The transcript has 2 exons.
ACGCUCCCAGCCCCACAUCUCGGGGGCGACCUCCGGGGGAAGGGCAAGCGGGGAGGACCCCCAGCCCAGCUGCCGCUCCGAGGUUCCCUUCAAGGCAACCUCCCUGCAGCAGGGACCACCCCACCAUGGCUGCCAAGGCCCCAUCCCUCUCCGAAGCCCUCACCAGCGGCUUCCUGACCUGCACCAUCUGCCUGGAGCGCCUCCGCCGCCCCAAGAUCCUUCCCUGCCUGCACAGCUACUGCCAGGAGUGCCUGCGGAAGUUGGCAGGGGGCCGGAAGGAGCUUCAGUGCCCUGAGUGCCGUGAGCGGGUGGCCCUCCCAGAGGGGGGCGUGGGCGCCCUCCGGACCAACUUCUUCAUCAACGGCCUGCUGGACCUGGUCCGCCCCACAGGGGAAGCAGAGCCCACCUGCAGCCUCUGUCCGCUCAUCGGCCAGGAGACCAGCCGGCCGGCCGUCUCCCGCUGCCUGGACUGCGCCGACGACAUGUGCCAGGACUGCGCCAGCGGGCACCGCUGCUCCCGCCUCACCCACCUCCACCGCGUGGUGGCCAUGAAGGACUACCUCUCCGGAGAGCACGACGAGGAGAUCCGGAAGCGCCAGGCGCUGCAGUGCAAGGAGCACACCGGCGAGGAGCUGCGCUUCUUCUGCACGCCUUGUGCCGUCGUCCUCUGCCGGGAGUGCCGGCUGGGGGCCCACCUCCAGCACCCUUGCCUGCCCCUGGCUGAGGCGGCCCAGGCCCGCCGGCCGGUCAUCGUGGAGCUCCUGGCCGGGGUGGAGGAGACGGUGCAGGUCAUCCGGACGGGGAGGGCCAGCCUGGAGAGGGAGGCUGCGCGGCUGCAGGUGCGCGAGGCUAGCAUCCGGGAUGCGGUGGAGGAGGCGUGCUCGCGGGCGGUGCAGCGGCUGCUGGCGCAGCAGGAGGAGGUCCUGGCCCAGCUGGCGGACUACGUGAAGGAGCAGCAGAAGGCCUGCCAGGCCCUCUGCUCCGAUCUGGAGUUCCAAGAGCAGGUGGCCUCCAGCACCGUGGCCUUUGCCCAGAAGGUGCUGAGUCUGGGGAGGGAGGUGGAGAUUGUCUCCCUGGAGCAGGUCAUCUGUGAGCGUCUCAGGCAUCUGCAGGGCUUCUCCUGGGAGCCGCUGGCCACCCGCCUGCCCUGCCUGGAGGUCAACGCUGAGAUCGAGGGCAGCGGCCCCCGCCUGUUCCACCUGGAGUUCCGAGAGGAGAGCCCCACUGGAGUGCCGGAGAGCCCCCAGGAGGCAGCCACAAAAGGGGCAAAGAAGAAGACCCACUUGCCCUGCCUGGAGGUUGACGCUGAGAUCGAGGGCAGCGGCCCCCGCCUGUUCCACCCGGAGUUCCGAGAGGAGAGCCCCACUGGAGUGCCGGAGGGCCCCCAGGAGGUGGCCACAAAAGGGGCAAAGAAAGAGACCCACCUGCCCUGCCUGGAGGUCAACGCUGAGAUCCCCACUGGAGUGCCAGAGGGCCACAAGAAGGCGGCCACAAAAGGGGCAAAGAAGAAGAGGAGGAAGCAACAGCAGCAGGUGCCGCCUGUCAAGGAGGGAUUCCACAUGACCACCCUCAUCCUCAGGGGCUGCCAGCAAGCCGUAGCCCCUGUGCCUCCUCCCAAGGUCCCAGGAACCCCCCUUCUGACACCCAAGCCUCUCUUCUCAUGUAGCUUCUGCGUCAAGAGCCCCAGCGACCAAAAGUGCCCCCUGGUCACAGGGCUCUGCCCCUUUGGCUCUGGAGAGCUGCUGGUGGCCGACAAUCAAAACAAGAAUCUGAAGCGCUUCUCCCUGCAGGGGGAGUUCAAGGGCACUGUCCCCGUCCCCAGUGGCGUGGCCCCGGUCAGCUUGGCCACUGUGGGCAGCAAGGUGGCCUUCACGGCCGGCUCCUGCCUCUACCUCCUGAAUGCUGAGGGUGAGCUGGUGUGGCAGAAGGCCCUGGGGCAGGGGCAGGCCAGCCACGCCGUGGCAGCACUGGGGGAAAACCAUCUGGCAGUGUGUGUGGCUGGGCAGUUGGAGGUGUACGACCUGGAGGGGCGGCUGCUGGAGAAGAUUGUGCCCGAGGGCAGUGGGGAGAGGUGCCUCGUCUUCCUGGCCAACCACAAGGACGGCUUUGUGGGCUCAGACUGGUACCACCGCAGCGUGGUCCUGUUCACCAGGACGGGGCAGCUGGUGGCCGAGUGCUCUGAGGAGCAGCUGGGCGAGUGCCAGCCAGGGGGCAUCUGUGCUGACGUCAUGGGCAUCAUUUACGUGGUCCUGCGGGAGCUGAACAAGGUGGUGGCCUUCUCCCCCAGCGGGGAGGAUUUGGGGGCGUUCCUCACUGCCGAGAAUAGCAUCGACCAGCCGCGGGUGGUCACAGUGGCUAGGGAGGGGCGCUUUGCCGUGGCUCUGAGCAACGGCACCGUCCACAUCUUCCGGAUCAGGUAUCAGGGCAAGUGAGACAGAGAAAGGGCAGGGUGUGUGUGUGUGUGUGGGUGUGUGUGUGUGUGUGUGUGUGUGUUAAAAGCUGUAUGUCCCACAUUUAAUGACCCAAGGCAGACUGGAGUGCCCAAGGUGAGCAAUGGUGUGUGUAGGAGAGUAAAAGCAUGCUUUUACUUUGUAACUCUGUUGUGAUCACCAUUCCUUGGUGAUAAUAAAACAAAAUUUAGUAGGGAAAUUAGGUGGUCGUGAUGGGCUGUAAACCUUGCAGUACCCAGCCAGUGGGGAGACAAGGGAGGGACCCUGCGCUUCAGGUAUAGGGAAUAUAAGCUUAUGCUAUGUCAAUUUUGGGUGUGCCUGCUUUGGACACCCGCUUUUGCAAGGACGUCUUGUAUUCAAUAAACUCUCUGCUUUUUCACCAAUUUUAUUCAGAUUAAGGGAUUAAGGGUCUUGGGAGACACUUUUCAAAAACUUCUGACAGAGGAGGACCCCUCUGACAAGAUGGUGGGCAUCAUAACCUUUCCAAAGUGCCUUUUCUGUUCUCAGGAGGAAACUCGGGGCUUGGCCAGGUGUUCUGCAAAAGGGUGGCAGAAUCCAUUACGCAGGAGGGCUCCUGGAUUUGGCUGGCUGGUGUGGCCAGCUUCCAGCUGCUAAAUGGGGCAUAACACAACACAACAGUGUGUGUAAUUGGAGCGUGAAUCUGAGAGUGUGGGGCACAAUAUUAAGCCUGAACGUUAUAUUCAUUUGCACCCCAAGGAGACCAUCACUGAGUGGGGAUCCCGUCUGUGCCUUCCGGAACAAUCUGACAGAAGAACAUGCUUUGUAACUCUGCUGUGAUCACCAUCCUUCUCUCUUUUUCUAUAAAUAUCAUUCAAUAAUAAAACAAACGUCUAUAUUUGCAUCUUUGCAAGAGAGAACAAUUGUAUAUGAGCUGAAAUAAAGAG